This is a messenger RNA of Haliotis rufescens (red abalone), 1969 nucleotides long. Its product is annotated as solute carrier family 23 member 2-like. Gene Ontology annotation, molecular function: transmembrane transporter activity. The record is from RefSeq and is a predicted model, not a curated record. Bases 881 to 1969 code for a protein of 362 amino acids. Gene Ontology annotation, cellular component: membrane. Gene Ontology annotation, biological process: transmembrane transport. NCBI's taxonomy places the organism in Eukaryota, Metazoa, Mollusca, Gastropoda, Lepetellida, Haliotidae. The transcript is spliced from 8 exons.
AGCCUCAGAAGUUCAGCGAUGUUCUGUGCUUCUGAAAGCAACUAAGGUGGGAUGCCCCAGCACAAGUCUUACAACACAUCUUGAGGAUACUAGGAAGGUAUGCUCGUGGGUAGAGUGUCACUGGGACAGUUCAAUACAGUUGUGAAUCUUUCUGCAUAACCUUGUUGUGAAAAGAAUUCUUGACAACUGGCGAGGGCUUCUCUGGUAUGGAAGACUGGUAAGAGGUGCCCUAGUGCGGAGAAGCGACGAGGUCCCUGUGUUGUAAACUGCCGUGAGGUGCCCUUGUGUGGUGGUCUGCCGUGAGGUGCCCUAGUGUGGUGAACUGACGUGAUGUGCCCUUGGUGGUGAACUGACGUGAGGUGCUCUUGUGUGGUGAACUGCCGUGAGGUGCCCUAGUUUGGUGAACUGACGUGAGGUGCCCUUGUGUGGUAAACUGCCGUGAUGUGCCCUAGUGCGGUGAACUGACGUAAGGAGUCCUUGUGUGGUGAACUGACGUGAGGUGCCCUUGUGUGGUGAACUGCCGUGAGGUGCCCUUGUGUGGUGAACUGACCUGAGGUGCCCUUGUGUGGUGAACUGACGUGAGGUGCCCUUGUGUGGUGAAUUGACCUGAGGUGCCCUUGUGUGGUGAACUGCCGUGAGGUGCCCUAGUGUGGUGAACUGACCUGAGGUGCCCUUGUGUGGUGAACUGCCGUGUGGUGAACUAAGGUACCCUUUUUGUCAGAUUUUAUCUGGCAAGUAAAGUGGAUCAGAGGUACCGUCAUAUUGAGAGAUGUUUUUUGUUUUUUGUUUUUAAAAAGUGAGCUACACGAGUGUUGAGACGACUCCUGGAAAGUAAAGUGAGACACCCAACACCAGAUAGCCUGCCGAGCAUCUGACAGCAAUGCAGAUUGAGGAAACCGAUGACGAAGUUGAGCAGAUUCCAGACAACGGUAAUGCCCUGGAAACAACGCUGCGUUAUACACUGGCGAAACCUCCUCCACUUUCAAUCACGAUUACUGCAGCCCUACAGCACAUCUUGAUGUGUAUACCGGCGUCACUGGCAAUACCAUUCAUUGUGGCUGAUGGGAUCUGCGCCGAGUACGACAGUCCGAUAAGAACAACGUUGUUCUCGUCAUCACUGUUCAUGUGUGGUGUCUGCACAAUACUUCAGACCGCAUUGGGCGUUCGACUGCCUAUUCUACAAGGCCCAUCGUCCGUUUUCCUGCCUGUCAUACUUGCAGUUCAAAAGAGCGACAGUUGGAAAUGUGUGGAUAGUGUUCACGUAACCGCACCAAUGUAUGGAAACAACACUACAACAUCACCAAAUAUGUCAUCUGCCACUACCAAUCCAAUCCUUCUGACCCAGGACGAAAAACUUCAACAGCUAUCCGGCAGCAUCAUGGCUGCGUCUCUGGUAGAGAUCCUGAUUGGUGGAACUGGGUUGGUGGGACGUCUCCUCCGUUUUGUUGGACCAAUCACCGUCGCCCCUACCAUUGCGCUCAUUGGCCUCUCUCUGUAUAAAAUACCAAUCCGAUAUUCAAAAUCCUCGUGGGAGCUAUCUCUGACCGGAUCGGUAUUGGUUGUAGUGUUCGCCUUGUAUCUCGGCCAUGUGAAGAUACCGGUACCAACUCGGGCAAACUGUAAGAACAGAGGCAAAAGCAACGGGAAGUUACGAGGAGUGCGUCUGUUUCAGCUGUUACCGGUUCUGAUGAGUAUCCUGGCAGUGUGGGCGAUAUCGGGGAUUCUAACAUACACUAACGUAUUCCCUUCGGAUCCAGAUCAUCCCCGCUUUCGAGCACGGGCAGAUGCUAAAUCAAAACUGAUACAUAUGUCACCCUGGUUCUAUCUUCCGUAUCCAGGUCAAUUUGGACUGCCCUCCUUCAAUUUAGCUCUUUGCAUUGGAUUCAUGGCAACAUUUUUCGCAUCACUGAUUGAAUCGGUUGGUGAUUACUAUGCUGCUGCCAAGGCAUGCUCCUUACAACGCGGUUAA